Phycodurus eques (leafy seadragon) is the source of this 2266-nucleotide messenger RNA. Its product is annotated as twist-related protein 2-like. Bases 289 to 918 code for a protein of 209 amino acids. Gene Ontology annotation, biological process: developmental process; regulation of transcription by RNA polymerase II. The transcript has 2 exons. Gene Ontology annotation, molecular function: protein dimerization activity; DNA-binding transcription factor activity, RNA polymerase II-specific; RNA polymerase II transcription regulatory region sequence-specific DNA binding. Lineage: Eukaryota; Metazoa; Chordata; Actinopteri; Syngnathiformes; Syngnathidae. The record is from RefSeq and is a predicted model, not a curated record.
CGAAUGCUUCAAGGUCCCCUCCCUUUUUUAAAAGUCAGAUUCAAGUUUCUGUUGGAUCACAUGCAGCUCAGGGAACAGCGGGACAUGACGAUCAAUGUGGUGAUUGCUGGCUGCCUUGCAGUAAUGUGGCUGAAGAAAUGUGGUGGUAAAGCGUAGUGGAACGCUGAGUUUUCACCCCUUGUGACGAAGAAGAAGACUCAACAGUUCCUGAAGAACGAGUCUGAGAAGAAUAGACAAAAAAAAGGACUUGGAAGUAUCCCUGAAGGAUACAAGAAGCGCUGCUCAACUAUGAGAGACGAGGAGCAGACUGGCGCAGAUCAUCCAGUGGGAGCGGUGGUUUCUAGUGAGGAGAACAUCGGGAAACCACCGUCAAAUGCCUGUCCUGUCCUUGUGGCAACACCGGGAUUCCGCAGGCGGAAACGGCACAAAGGCUCACCUGGGACGGACGACGCCACCGCAGUCACAUCAAUUGAGGACAAGCCUGGAGACGACAUCCGGAUCGAUACUCUGACUGGACCGAAAAAACUCAAAAGGAGUCCUCAACAACUGCCUUCCUCGUCGGGGCCGUGCCUUUCUCCGAUUCCAGGUCCAAGUCCUGGAGGGUUGUCACCCCUCGAGGACACACAUGGCCAGCGCGUGAUCGCCAACAUCCGGGAGCGUCAGCGGACGCAAUCCCUGAAUGACGCCUUCGCCUCGUUGCGCAAAAUAAUCCCAACGCUCCCUUCGGACAAACUGAGCAAGAUUCAGACGCUUAAACUGGCGUCACGCUACAUCGACUUCCUGUACCAGGUUCUACAGAGCGACGAGAUAGAUUCAAAGCUGAGCGGCUGUAACUACCUGGCCCAUGAGAGACUAAGCUAUGCCUUCUCUGUCUGGAGGAUGGAGGGGGCCUGGUCCACCAUGUCUGCCAGCCACUAGUCUCAUUUUUGACAAAACCGUGUUCUCGCUUGAUUUAAAAUAGGUCAGCCUUUUGACUCACAAGUCUCAGGUUUCAUCAUCGGUUUGGCUCACUGGUGAGGCAAACACACAGUGACUCUUAAUGAGAAAAUGACCUUGAAACAUCUGUUUUUCAAGCCUACAUAGUAAUUUGUUCAUUUGUAAGUCAUUGAUUCUUCUCCAGGGGGCUUUUGUUUGUGUUGUUGCCUCCAAACGAGGAUGCUAGUUCCAAUCUUUCUGACAAUUUGACCACUUUUGAAACAAGGCAGUUCAGGGACACCUUGUAAAUGAUCUUUCCUCAUGACUAAGCUUGGGUCCUGAAACUGAAGUUUCAUCCCGUGUUCUACCUUCAGCAUCGUCUUCCGCACCACAUCAAUCACCAACAUCGACGAAGGGUCACAGGGCACAGGGAGCCUAUCCCAGCUGACUUCGGGCGAAAGGCGGACUACACCCUGAACUCAGUCGCGGGGCACAUAUAGACACGGACAACCGCUCGCACUCAAAUUCACACCGUCGCUGAGUGGGAACUGAACCCACGCUGCCCGCGCCAAAGUCAGGCGAGUGUACCGCUACACCAUCAGCGACUGCGAAGAAAUCCACCUCACGGAAUGAAAAAACAUCUGUUGCUGCAUACAUACCUGAAAUCCACGUAUGUUCAGUCUCCGCAUUUCUAUUACCUAGCGCAGGUUGGGAGAGUGCAGCAACAGUUCAGACGUGAUGAGUUAAAGAAUCGCAAGAUUUCAAUCAUUAUGUCGAUGUAUUUACACUUUACACCUGUAGGAGGAGCCCAGGAGUGAAGCAAAUUUGAUACGAGAUUUGUUUCUUCAAUUCACAGUGCAUGAAGGUGAUUUGCAUGUGUCAUGGCUGUAUUAUAGUUUGACCUCCAAACUAAAACUAGAAAGGUGUUUUUUGUUUUUAGCUUUACUUGAAAAGUUUUGUUUUUUUCCCCGGAUAAUUUCUUAUGUCCUGUACAAUUUCAGCAGUUGCAACCAAAUUCCAGUAUUUUUUUCUGUGAACGUUGACACGUUAAUGGGGAACGUGGCUGCCGUUUAAUGAAAAAAAAGAUUUUUAAAGCAGUAACAUGUUUGCCUUUCUGUCUUUCCAGCUGUUAAGAAAAGGAAUUGCUUGUGCCACACCGCCAUUUCUACCAUUCUUAUCAUGUGGAUUUUGGAUUCCCAAUUUCAAGGAUAAUGGGAGUGUCUGACUAUUAUUGAGAACAAGGACUUCUGAGGAACUGGAGAACAUGCAGCUAAAACUAGAUUUUGGACAAAGAUGAUGACCAGAUUGCUUUCCAUAAAAAUGGAGACAUCAGCACAUACUGUUUGCCUUU